Molecule: messenger RNA, 2320 nt
Organism: Fundulus heteroclitus (mummichog)
Lineage: Eukaryota; Metazoa; Chordata; Actinopteri; Cyprinodontiformes; Fundulidae
Gene: homer1b
Product: homer scaffold protein 1b
Exons: 9
Coding region: 830-1906 (358 amino acids)
Biological process (GO): G protein-coupled glutamate receptor signaling pathway; regulation of store-operated calcium entry
Cellular component (GO): dendrite; cytoplasm; postsynaptic density
Molecular function (GO): G protein-coupled glutamate receptor binding
Source: RefSeq, a predicted model, not a curated record
GCAGCGAGGGCUCUGUGGAUUGUUGUGCUUGGAUCAAUAACACACUGCAGGAGAAUUUAAUACAGGCUUUUCCGUGGGGAUGCUGGCAUUCCACGCGUGUUCCAGUGGGGGAGAGGUGGGGGCAGGAAGCAUGAACUGGUGUUGCAGAAACACAAACGGCAACUUUGAGAGGAAACGCUAAUAAAGAGUGCGUGGAAUAGCUGAGGAGUGGACGCGCAGGAGUGAGGGGGGGUGUUGCCUGUGAGCGUGUGGUAAUAGGCUGUGAGGGAGAGAGAGAGGGAGUGGGGGAGACGUGGACGGUGAUGCUGCGCGCUGCCUUCUCGCUAAAUGAGGAUUGUCUUUUCCCAGUUUGAGCAGCAGCAGCAGCAGCAGCAGCAGAAUAAUCAGCAGCAGGGCUCCUCCACCCUUCCGGCGAGGAUUCACACAGCCACAGUCCGUGGGAUCUUCUCCAUCACCAGCAGGAUCUGCGCCGGGCUCCAGCAGCGCGCUGCCGCCCCAGCUGCUCCAUCACCGAGCGACCAGGAGGAGGAGGAGGAAGAGGAGGAGGAGGAGGAGGAGGAGGACAUCUGACCACCGGGCCAUGUGCACUACGACAUGUAUGCGUGAAUUCAUGCGGUGACAACGAGAAAGGGGGGAAUGGAGCAGCUGUCAACACAUUCCUGCAGACGCACCGACGGUGAUACGUUGCAGACUGUCGUGUAGAGAGAGGGUGUAGAAGAAGAAGAAGAAGAAGACCCUUCAUACGCAGCAGUCCAUCCCGCUUAUUGGCUUUUUAUUCCAGCGAGAAGCGAUCAGUGGUCAGGUGUCGCCUUUCAUUUCAACCACAACAAUGGGGGAGCAGCCCAUCUACAGCACGAGGGCCCACGUCUUCCAGAUCGACCCCAACACCAAGAAGAACUGGCUGCCCGCGAGCAAGCACGCCGUCACCGUGUCCUACUUCUACGACAGCACGCGCAACGUCUACCGGAUCAUCAGCCUGGACGGAACCAAGGCAAUAAUCAACAGCACCAUCAGUCCGAACAUGACGUUCACAAAGACGUCCCAGAAGUUUGGCCAGUGGGCGGACAGUCGAGCGAACACUGUCUACGGACUGGGCUUCUCCACCGAGCAUCACCUGUCCAAGUUUGCAGAGAAGUUUGCAGAGUACAAGGAGGCGGCGCGGCUCGCUAAGGAGAAGAGCCAGGAGAAGAUGGAGAUGGCCACGUCUCCUUCUCAAGAGUCUCCGGCCGGUGAGCUCUCCUCCCCUCUCACCCCUUUGACCCCCCCCAUGGAAAACAUCAACGGCACGGACGACAUCUGCGACUCCACCCCCAACUCGGACAGCCGUCCGGAGCCGGCGCAGAGCGCUCUGGCUUUCGCACACAGCCCGGCCAUGACAAAGCACUGGGAGGCCGAGCUGGAAGCACUGAAGGGGAACAACGCCAAGCUCACGGCGGCCCUGCUGGAGUCCACGGCCAACGUCAAACAGUGGAAACAGCAACUGGCUGCCUAUCAAGAGGAGGCAGAGAGACUACACAAGCGGGUGACAGAGCUUGAAUGCCAGAGUAACCAAACCCCGGUGAUCAAAUCCCAAAAGACUGAGCUCAACCAAACCAUAGAGGAGCUGGAGAAUGUGCUGCGGGAUAAAGAAGAGGAAAUGGAGAAGUUGAAAGAAGAACUGGAAAACAUGAAUGACCUCAUGGAGCAGAAAGACACGCUGACUCAGAAGCUUGAGGAGACGGAGCUCCGCAGUCGAGUGCUGGAGGAGCAGCUAGCGGGAGCCGAGCAACGCCUGGAGGAGAACCAGGAGGAGCAGGAGAAUUUCAGGAAGAGCCUGCGGACGCUGCUGGAGCUGCUAGACGGGAAGAUCUUUGAGCUGACGGAGCUCAGAGACACCUUGGCUCGUCUCAUAGAGGAAGCCAGCUAGAGACCGACGUCUCAACCUCCACAGACAGAGCCAUAUGAUGAUUUAUUUACAGCCCCAGCACACAGACCAAGCCCACCCACCAAACCCCCUCUCCCCAUGUACCCUCACCCAUCUGAGACACUGCACUGCCCACACUUACUCACAGUUUGAACGCGAGGGGCAGCUCAUCCCUGGUUUUUACCUUGAAGGCAUCAGGUUCCUCCUGCAAGCACUCCUGUAGAUCAACGCGAUGCAGGGACUACCUCAGCUUGCCUUCUGAUUGGCUGUCGUACCCUUGGUCAAACUGGUCCGAGCUCAGUUGUAGAGAUGCCACACACACACAACAGAAACUGUGCCUCAGCGCCACCUGCUGUCUGAACCGGAGAGCUGCACCAUAGUGCGGCGCAUUAACUCAAACACACACACACAUACACA